Messenger RNA from Protopterus annectens (West African lungfish), 1395 nucleotides. RefSeq names its product dehydrogenase/reductase X-linked (gene DHRSX). Gene Ontology annotation, molecular function: oxidoreductase activity. The record is from RefSeq and is a predicted model, not a curated record. The transcript is spliced from 6 exons. The coding region runs from base 100 to 894 and encodes 264 amino acids. NCBI's taxonomy places the organism in Eukaryota, Metazoa, Chordata, Ceratodontiformes, Protopteridae.
UAUACAGCUUUACCUUCUCAAAAUGGAAAAGUUGCCAUAGUGACUGGAGGUGCCAGAGGAAUUGGUUACGAGACUGCAAAGCAUCUGUCAAGACUUGGCAUGCAUGUUAUAAUAGCUGGGAAUAAUGAAAGUGAAGGUGAAGAGGCUGUCAUGAAAAUUAAAGAAGCAACAGUGAAUGAAAAUGUGGAAUUUAUACAUCUGGACCUGGCUUCACUGAGAUCUGUUCGACAGUUUGUAAAGACUUUUAAUGCAAAGAACCUUCAGCUGCAUGUAUUAAUCAACAAUGCUGCGGUGAUGCUGGUCCCUCAGAGAAUGUCAGAAGAUGGCUAUGAAGAACAUUUUGCAGUGAACUACCUUGGGCACUUCUUACUGACAAAUCUCCUCUGUGAUACACUGAAACAGUCUGGAAGGGAUGGCUGCUGCUCUCGAAUCAUUACUCUCUCAUCUGACACACAUUUUGUAGGAGAGCUAAACCUUAAUGAUUUACAAAGCAGACUCCACUACUCAUCACAUGGAGCCUAUGCACAAAGCAAGCUUGCCGUUGUAAUGUUUACCUAUCAACUGCAACAGGUGCUGAGACAGGAAGGCAGUCACGUGACAGUUAAUGUAGCAGACCCAGGAGUUGUGAACACUGAUCUCUACAGAAAUGUCUAUUGGCCCAUGAAAGUAUUCAAGUGGAUGACAGCUUGGCUGCUUUUUAAGACGCCUGAACAGGGAGCUUCAACUUCAAUAUAUGCUGCUGUCUCACCACAGAUGGAAGGAAUUGGUGGCUGUUAUUUGUACAAUGGUCAAAGGACAAAAUCUGCAGAUGUAUCCUAUGAUGAAGAACUGCAGAAAAAACUCUGGGUGCAAAGCUGCAAAUUAGUUGGAAUUUCUGACACAUCUUGUAGUUAACCAGUACUUUUCCAAACCUUGCUUUGCAUUACCAAACUACAGUCUUCCUUUCAUGGAGACCUAUGAUUGAUCAUCCCUUGCAGUUUACUGUUUACUGUCAGACAUGAAUAUCUCUAUUGAGAGGUUCUGCUUUGUCAACAGAAUGAUGGAAAUAUAAGAAACACUCUUUAUGUUAAUGUUUUUAUGUAUAUUUAUCUGUCCUUGACAUUGCCUGCUAGUAAGACUAUCCUCAUUAUCAUUUAAUAUGUUUUGAGCUCACUGUGAAUUAGGAAGUGAAAUAAUUGCAGGUUGUCUUAUACUUUCAAAGUAUGAUUUCCUUUCAGAAUGCACAUUAAUAUAAAAUUAGACCAUUGCUUAAUUACACUUCCCUUUUACAAAUCUGUCAUACAGUAAAUGGUAUGUAUUUGUAGAAUGAUGUGUUAAAAAACAGUAUUUACUAAGCCAGAUAAUAAAACAAAGGCCACAGGAUGUGUUGGAAAUAAAAAAAAAACAGAAGACUAA